Bacillus rossius redtenbacheri is the source of this 8908-nucleotide messenger RNA. RefSeq lists its product as uncharacterized. Lineage: Eukaryota; Metazoa; Arthropoda; Insecta; Phasmatodea; Bacillidae. The transcript has 2 exons. Bases 1188 to 3542 code for a protein of 784 amino acids. The record is from RefSeq and is a predicted model, not a curated record.
UGCUAUAGUUAUAAUAAGAAUUGACGUAAAUGUAUUAUUUGCAUAGUUGCUCGCAAUAUUCGUGAACUUUGAAACUAUUUUUUUUAAACAAAUAACAUAUUUUUCUUUACAAAAAUAACAGGUUAAUAAGUUUUUUAGAUUUGUAUUGCAACUAAUUAAACAUAUCCUAGGAAAGAUAAAUUGUAUUUGUCGAAAGACUCUGAGAGCCAUUCCACCUCAAUUCAGGCAGUUAGCAAGAUAAUGUGUCAGGUCACCAUCUCAGAUUUGCUUUAAAAAAUUACAGCAGUUACAACCAGUGCAGACAAGAAGUAUGCCAAAAGGAUUUUGUCCCAAAAAUUUUUUUCCCCAUGUUAUAGCCUUUUGAAGUUGGUUCAAAAUCAAAAAAGGUGGAAAAAGGGGUGUUUUUUAAAUGAGCGGCAUUUCAAAACUAUUUUACUGAUUUUGUUGAUUUUUUUUUAAUUUUGUACCUAUUAUAGUGAACUACAGAGUGGAAUAGUUCCAAUGAGCCCAACGACAAUAUCUUUAAGGGGGGGAAACUAAAAAAUUUGGCAAAAAAUUUAGAUUUUUUUGGAUUUUCAAAAAACAUUUUUUAUGUGGAAUAAUCAAUUUUCAUAAAAAGUAAUUCUGGUAAUAUGUAGACCUAUUACAGUAGUUUUACAGGAAAAAUUGUUUUUAAUUCUAUGAUGCAUGUAAUUAUUAAAAUUUAACUUUAAAAUUUUCAAAAUUUGACAAAAGUGCCAUUUUUGAUUGAAAAUUACUGAAAAACCCCAUAUUUUAAAAAUCUGAAAAUUUGUAACUUUGUAGUCCUCACCUUUAUUAAUAGCAUGCACUUUGUUGGAUAGUGUGUUUUUGCCUGUAAACAUUUCUAGAAUUUUUUGAAAAUGUAAUGUCAUUACCUUUUGUAUAUUGUGCAUGCUCAAUUAAUAAAUGUUUUGUUGGUAUCUAAAUAGUAUGUGAUAAUUUGUAACUGGUUUUGUAUGAGGGGAAACCUUGGGAAAUAUGAAGGGGGAGUCCCUAUCUGAAUAUUCCCAGGCGCUUGCUGUAAGGGGAAUCCCUGGUAGCUUGAGGGAAAUCCCUGGUGACCAUAGGGGGAAUCAACUACAAGACUACAAGGGAAUUCCCAAACUUUUGCUGUUACAGUUGUGUUGUGUGUGUUCAUGGGUGAUGUUCAGCUAGUGAACUAAAUCAUGUCUGACUUUCAUAGUACGGAUAGAAUUAAAUGUGUGGACUACAUUAAAAGGCACAAAAAAAGUGUGUAUAAAAGUAAAUGUGUGAGGAUGUGUAAGGUGAAUGAUUUAGCAGAUGAUAUUCAAAAGUUUGUGGGUGUAUCUGUUUCAGUAAAUAAAAAUGAUAUUUUGUGUAGCAACUGUGUUACUUUUUAUAAAAAGAAAUUUCUGGAACUUGCUGAAGAUGCAGAAGAAACAUCCACAUCAGAGAAUUUUAUUCCGGAGGAUGAACUAGUAAGUGUUUUAAAUAGCAGUCUCAUUAAAACAUUAAAUGUAGAAGUAUCACCAUUGAAAUCCCCUUCAGAGGUGAGAUUGGAUAGGAGAGAAGGUUAUGCGAGGAAAAAGAAGAUAAAAUUAGUUGAUGAGUUAAAAACUUCUGCUGUGAACAAAUUACAAGACAUAUAUCACGUGCAUCUUUCAAGUGAGUCUGAUGAUGAAAUGCCUGUGUGUGUCAAUUGUAGUCUAUGGUUUUCGAAUAUUGACUCAGCUCUUCAUACUUGUAACUACAAUGGAAAAGUACAGCUACUAACAUUGGUACCACAAACAUUUAGUAAAACUGUAUUGAAGGAAAAAUUACCUUCAGUGUCAAAGUACCUCAUUGAUAAAUGUCGCACAGUUAUAAAAAAUAAGGGAAUUUAUGCUCAACCUGACCCCUAUAGUGGACAUCCUUUACCUACACAGGUACAAGAUCUAGCAUUAUCAUAUUACCUAGAAGAUAGUAAAGACUGUUCAAGGGAAAGUCCAAACAAAAAAGAUGUUAUUUGCAUUAAGGAUGGUAAUGGCGAGAAAGUAAAAAAGGUUAAAAGAUUCAUGACAAGGUCCAUCAAAGAGGCAUACAAAGCAUUCAAAAAAGAUAAUCCUCUUAUAGAAAUUAGUCUUUCAAAGUUUUAUGCCUUACGACCAAGAUGGGUGAAAAUUCAGCCAGAACAGACUGUGUGUUCUUGUAUUUACUGCAGUAACAUGCAACUUAUCUGUGUAGCUCUUCGAAAUGUAACAAAUAACCAAAUUGAUGAAGACUAUCUUCUACUGAAGUGUUUGUGUGACGAAACAAGGAAUGAAGAUUGCUGGCUCGAGGAGUGUGGUGACUGUCCUGGCACAGAAACAUUAACUGUUGAAAACUUUGGCUUGGAUGAAGGGGAAGAAGUUACAUUUGCGAUUCGGGAACAUGGUGACCUCAUAAAAAAAACUGUAUCUGUAAAUAAUUUUCUGGAACAUGUAAGGCAUUGGGUUAAAAAAGCUAUUCCUCACAGUUACAUUAGGAAAAUACAAAGGGAAGGAAUAGCUGAAGCAAGAAGUUCUGUCCAACAAAAUAAUGCUCUUGUUUUACAUUUUGAUUUUGCUGAGAACUGGUCAGUUGUAUUGCCUGAUGAAAUCCAAACUUACCACUGGCAAACUGAUCAGCUUUCACUGUUUACCUGUGUUGCAUACUUUGGUGCGGAAAUAAGAAGUUUUGUUAUAGUAUCUGAUGAUAUAGCUCACGACUCUGCUCACGUUCUCUGUGCUUUAGAGGUUAUAAAACUGGAAAUUUCAAAAUUUUGUCAGUUAGAACUUUUGAGUUCAAUAGUGUACAUUACAGAUGGGGCAGCUGGACAUUUCAAAAAUAGGUUUCAGCUGUAUGAACUAUGUAAAAAUACUCAAACUGUUGAAAAAAAAUGGAUUUUUUCUGCUACAGGGCAUGGCAAAAGUGCAUGUGAUGCAAUAGGUGGUUUGUGUAAACACUUUGCAACUAAGUUCAAUCUUCGGGCAGAGUGUGUUAAUGCCAUUAGAGAUUCUGCUUCAUUUGUUGCUGAAGUAGGUAACCUUGUACCAAAGAUAACUCUAUUGGCUCUUGAAAGUAAAACAAUUCAAACGUAUAGGUCAUCUAAGGAAAAAGAAUGGGCUACUGUAAAACCAGUUGUUGGAAUACAAUCUAAACAUUACUGGCUGAUUAAAAAUGAGACAUACAUGGGACGCACAAUUAAAGAUAAAAUAGAAAUAGUUGUACAAUCUAACCAGAUUAAAACACAUUAUUCAAUAAAUGAUUUCCAAGUAGGCCAGUUCGUUGCUUGUGUAUACGAUCAGAAUUGGUGGAUGGGACAGAUCACUGGUAUAUCUAAAGAGUUGAACGACAUGACAGUGUCUUUUAUGCAUCCCCAUGGUCCAGCUAAAGGGUUUCAGUGGCCACAGGAAUCUGGAAAGAAGAAGGAUGAAUGUCCGGUGCCACUACAAAAUGUUUUGUUAGCAGUAAGCAAUCCUACUCCACUUGGACAAUCAGCAAGACUCCACACUUUCGACAAAGCUGAGUUGAUGAAGAUCCAGCAGAUCUACUGUCUUUAAUCAGCCAAAUAAUAUUUUAGGAAGUUUGUCAAUAUAUGUUACAUAUAGUUGAGGAAGGGUAAGCAGUCUACAUAUAAUUAAUUAUAGGUACAUAUUGUUGGUUUCAAUUUUACUUUGAAAUUUUGGUUUUCAUGCAAGUUAUAGAGUAUGCAUAUGUAUUAUAUGUGUGUAUAUGUAUUGUGCAUAUUAUGUUAAUGUGAUAAUGUAUACACAGACUCUCCUUUUGUAAUUCCCAAGGUUUCCCCAAUUUACAAAUUACAUCUCACUUUUUGGAAACUAACAAAACAUUUGUUAAUUGAGUGUGCAGACCUUAGAAAAUGUAAGAAAAUUACAUUUUCAAAAAAUUCUAGAAAUGUUUACAGGCAAAAACACACUAUCCAACAAAGUGCAUGCUAUUACUAAAGGUGAGGACUACAAAGUUACAAAUUUUCAGAUUUUUAAAAUAUGGGAUUUUUGAGUAAUUUUCAAUCAAAAAUGGCACUUUUGUCAAAUUUUGAAAAUUUUAAAGUUAAAUUUUAAUAAUUCCAUGCAUCAUAGAAUUAAAAACAAUUUUUCCUGUAAAACUACUGUAAUAGGUCCACAUAUUACCAGAAUUACUUUUUAUGAAAAUUGAUUAUUCCACAUAAAAAUUUUUUUUUGAAAAUUCAAAAAAAUUCAAAUUUUUUGCCAAAUUCUUUAGUUUCCCCCCCUUAAAGAUAUUGUCGUUGGGCUCAUUGGAACUAUCCCACUCUGUAGUUCACUAUAAUAGGUACAAAAUAAAAAAAAAAAUCAACAAAAUCAGUAAAAUAGUUUUGAAAUGCCGCUCAUUUAAAAAACACCCCUUUUUCCACCUUUUUUUGAUUUCGAACCAACUUCAAAAGGCUAUAACAUGGGGAAAAAAUUUUUUGGGACAAAAUCCUUUUGGCAUACUUCUUGUCUACACUGGUUGUAACUGCUGUAAUUUUUUAAAGCAAAUCCGAGAUGCUGACCUGACCUAACAAACUGGGAAAAAGGAUGAACAGUAGGAACUCACGUAAUUUUCUUUUUACGUGAUGUAGUCGUUCAACUACGUUGCUAAAAAAAAAAAAAAAAAAAAUCAUACUUGUAAACAAGCAACAAUGGUGAACGCGGAAAGCCUACGAUUCACUCAUCUUUAUGGACAUACCCGGUACUCACGUUGGCAAACCUUCUUUCAACAGACGAGAGGCAAACGCCCGAUCGUGCAUCUUCGGUUUUUAUUUUUAUUUUUUUUAUUGUAAAUAAAUAUGCAACUCAUGAAAACUAAUGGUCAAUUAGGUUAUGUUAGCUACAUUAUAAAUACUUCAAAACAUUGUGGAUGGUUGAUUUGGUUAGGAUAGCUACAUUAAAAAUACUGUGAAAUCAUGUAAACGGUUUCCUAGCGCUGGAUAGCUACAUAUUAAAAAGUUAUUUGCUAAGCAAUCAUAAAAUGAUUUUACAGUUUUUUUAAUGUAGCUAUACUUACCUAAUAUAACCAACCAUCCACAGUGUUUUAAAGUAUUUUUAAUUACUUCUUGCUAAUUUUAAGAAAAGAAGGCUUGCCAACGUGAGUAUUCGGGUAUGUCCAGAAGGAUGUGUGAAUCGUAGGCUUCCCACUGAACGCCGCAUCAGUGCACAACAUGAAAAUUAAAAAAUUCCAUAUCUCCUAAAGUAUUUGGAAUUUCUGAUCUCCGCCGGAUUUAAUGAAAAGAGGAAGUUAAAGAGCACAGAAUAAAGGUAUUUUCGGAUUUUUAAAUUUUUUUUUUAAAAAAAUCACCAAAAAAUGAAUAUUAAAAAAUUUGAUAUCUCCAAAAGUAAUUGGAAUUUUUUUUCACCGCAGGCGGUUCUGAAAAGAGGACGUAAGAUAGCAUAUAAUGAAAGUUAUUUCAUAUUUGUACGAUUUUUUUUGGCGCUAAUCCGUACAAUACAUAUUUACCAAUCUUUUUGUAAGAAAUAAAAGUAAAAACUACAUACAUAUGCCAAUUAUAUAAUUAACUUUGCAACAAAAGUUACUUAAAAUAUGCAACCAUUGUCUAAUAACCUAUCUUAGCUUUUGAAGUUGAGCAAGCAUGUCGAAGUAGUAAAAUGUACUGUUUUGCUCUUCAUUGUUACAGGGAUCGUCGGAGCUCUGCAAUGCAAAGCGUAACAGCGGUAAAAUCUAUUUUGACGUGGCUCAACCUCAUAAACAAAGAUAGUUUAAAUACGGCCUUCUUUCUUAGCAGUCAAACUAUUCAACAAACUGCCUUAACUUGAGUUAGGGUUGGGGUGUUUUAAUUAAAUGGCAGGCCCCCCUUGGCUACUUUCAGUCACAAUUGAGUAGGACUGGACUGAGACGAAACCACAAAGCACUACUUCCCGUUCCCCACAUUGGUUUUACAAGCAGAACAUGCCCACUUAUCUUAUUAGACAUAAAGGGCAUCAAAUAUCCUUUUGAACUGGUGCUCCAUGACUUACAAUGAACCUAUGUACCUACCUAUGUUAGCUAUCUAAGCCUUUUGUGUGAGUAGGUUUUGGAUUUUGAGUCGUUAUAUGAUGAUGUAGAGGUAUAAUUAAACAAGAACAAAAAAAUACUUCUGGUUGGCAGAUUUACAAGCAGAAAAAAUGUGCUGUUUACAAAUAGUGGCUCAAGGAAUGAGAUACCUUUAUUAUAUAUAAAAUUUUUAUCAAAAGACAGAUAUAAAUGUCUUAAACCAACAUAGCCAGGGAUCAGGUAUAAUGAUAAAUAAAUAUGAUUAUGUACACAGAAUGCGGUAAAUAUGUAGAAAAGCGGUAUUUGCGAGAAAAAAAAAUACUAAAAAUCUGAAAAUACUUUUAUUAUAUGCUCUUUCACUUCCUUUUUCAUUAAAACCAGCGGAGAUAAAAAAAUUCCAAAUACUUUAGGAGAUAUCGAAUUUUUUAAUUUUCAUCACAAUACCUGUGUAUUCAUGCGGCGCUGAGAAUUGUUUCUUGUUUAGGAGUAUCUAUUAAAAUUUGAAAAUACUUUUAUUAUAUGCUCUUUAACUUCCUCUUUUCUUUAAACACGGCGGAGAUAAGAAAUUCCAAAUACUUUAGGAGAUAUCGCCGUUCUUAUUUUGCAAUACAAGACCUGUGCAAUCAUUCGACCGUGACAAUUUUUUUAUUUUGCCCUGUGUUCGUGAAUGCCUAAUUAAUUAAAAUGUUUGAUUAGGUCAGGUCAGUUACAUUAUAAAUACUUUCAAACUAAGCAGACAUUAAAAAUAAUAUGAAUUAAUUUUAAUGGUUGUUUAGUUUUAAAGUAUUUAUAAUGUAGCUGACCUGACCUAACAAACCGGGACAAAGGAUGAACAGUAGGAACUCACGUAAUUUUUUUUUACUUAUUACUUGCGCAACGAUAUCGAAACAACAAAUAAAACAUUAAAAUUUGAAACGUUAAAAACUAACCUAAGUUAGAGGCUGGUAUAAUUCCUUUGCCAUUAGUAGAAAAUAAUGUAGUUGUUUACCUACGUCGCAAAAAAAAAAAAAAUUCAUUCUCGUAAAGAAGCAACAAUGGUAAAAGCCGCUUGAAUGCACAGGUAUUGUGAUGGAAAUUAAAAAUUCGAUAUCUCCUAAAGUAUUUGGAAUUUCUUAUCUCCGCCGGCUUUAAUGAAAAGAGGAAGUUAAAGAGCACAGAAUAAAAGUAUUUUCGGAAUUUAAAAUUUUUUUUUAACAAAUAUCGCCCAAAUAUGAAAAUUAAAAAAUUCAAUAUCUCGUAAAGUAUUUGGAAUUUCUUAUCUCCGCCGGGUUUAUUGAAAAGAGGAAGUUAAAGAACAUAUAAUAAAAGUAUUUUCGGAUUUUUAACAUUUUUUUUCGCAAAUACAGCUACUCUACAUAUUUACCCAGAAUGCAAAUCUAGUGUGACUCGGGUCAAGGAUAACAUGAUUCAUACAGAAUUGCAAGAUAUAGAGUUUAAAUAGAAUUAAAAGUUACAAAUUACAGUCGUGCCCGGCUAAGAAGACAAUUAUUCCUUGCACAUAAAUAAACACAGUAUGCCCACUGAAGUUGCAGGCAGUGGGGUGUAAAACUCUGUUAAUGGUUAUGAUAUUCCUCGAAUACUGUUACUGUGUGCAUUUAAGUAAGAGAGUUUGAACUUAAUUUUUUAAAAUUCAUUCUUAUGACAACAAACGUACAUAUUCUUUACAAAAUAGGUUGACAUAAAACACUCACUUUUGCCGAUCAUUACUGACAGUCCUGUGCCCUAACAAAAUAAUGUCCCCAGCAACUCCGUCAUCUAGGUACGAAAAUACAUAGAAAAUAAAUCCUAGUGGACCAAUAGACCACCCAGGUCUAAGCUGCACGUCUGGGGGCUAAUUUUUAAAUAAAACAUUUGAAAAAUGAUGAAAAAAAAAAAGGUUAAAACUUAAUGCAGCAUGGCCCCGACAUCCAUACGGAAAUUGUCUGUUUCUAAGCACUCGUAAUGUAUUGUUUCUAAGCCGCCGCCCCCACACUUCCGUUCAGCACAGUACUGAAACAACGCCUGAUGAGACAAAGCAUAAAAACUGGCAUUUCCCUGGAAACACUUCCUUCCUACUGGCUACAACAAUUACUAUUAUGUGAUUCCCUUGUUAGAGAGCUCUCCCGCUGGCAUUAUGAACAUCUCUGUCUCUCUCAAACAUGGGAAGCGAUAAAUUAUUGUCUUAUCAUUUGGGUGCCUCAGCAUCACGCUUUUCUUUUUUUCACAGAAACCACUGACUGAUGUUUUUGAAAAGUCCCAAAUAUUUAUAAAAACACAUAAUGCAAAAAUUAUAGCUAUAAAAAUAUUUAAAUGAAUUAUUGAAAAUUACAAUUGGUUCCAUAAAUAAUAACCUAGCCAACAAAGUGAAAACCAGUAAACUCAUAUGUUAAAGUCUCUUCCAAAUAAGAUAAUAAACUACAUAUAAGUAUUACUAACAUGAAAUUAAGAAUGAUAAAAUACAAGCAUACAGAACUAGGUCACUAUGACCUUGGACCAUAUCAGUUGGUACCUACCAUUGCAUUAAUUACAAACAUGAAGAGCUAAAGUAAACUUUACGGCCUUCAAAGGCAAGAGGGCAGACUUGACGAGUGAAUGACAGGGCGCUGAUCAUGGCUGUCAAAAGCAACAGAAGACAGACUAACAGUUUGACAAAGAGCGACAAUACGCAUAUAAAAAGAAACGUAGUUUUGACUGUGUCUGCCAAGUGGGAAUUUACAAAGGGAUGUACAAGACUACUACUAAUCUACAUUGUCAACAAGAAAUCAAUCAUUAAACAUAAUGACACACAAAAAUUAUAUCUGAUGCAUGCAAUAAACUAAAGUAAAAAAAAUUAAUAGUUCUAUGUUGCUAACAACCACUUUGGUCCACUGUCAUAGACUAGUGUUAAACAAAACUACUGAUGGAGGUAAAUUGUGUUUUAUUACAUUGCAUUAUAUGUGUA